UUAGAUCGACCUUAACAGCUAGCUAUAAGGCAAGUUGUUAUGUAUGAUAGAUAUUGAUGCAAUGCAAGUGCAGUACAAUAAAAGAUGGAAGGUGUGGCGAGCAUGGUGGCUGAGAAGCCAGUGGUGAUAUUCAGCAAGAGCACGUGUUGCUUGAGUCACUCCAUGAAAUCACUGAUAAGAAGCUUUGGUGCAAAUGCAACUGUUUAUGAGCUUGAUGAGAUCUCAAAUGGAGAGCAGAUUGAGAAUGAGUUGAUCCGAAUGGGGUGCCAGCCAAGUGUGCCAGCUGUGUUCAUAGGCCAACAAUUCAUUGGUGGUUCUAAGAGAAUCAUGAGCCUCCAUGUCAGGAAUGAGUUAGUUCCAUUGCUCAAAGAUGCUAAGGCUAUUUGGAUUUGAUCAUCAACGUAACCAAAAUUAAAUCACUACUACUACUAUAGUCUAUAAUAUAAGGAUAUAUAGUUACAUAUGCAUAUAUGUAUUUCUAUGUUACGUACUCUUGCUAUGUAUAUGUAGUUAAUUAAUUAGUGAGCAACAUUAGCUAUAUGAUUAAUAUAUAUAGUAACUAUGAAUGCAUGAGUGAUAUAUAAUAUCACUUAUUAUGAGUAGUUACCAUGCACUACUUAUAUUAUAUAUGGAUACUUUAAUUUCAACAUAAUGAAAA
Messenger RNA from Arachis duranensis, 658 nucleotides. Its product is annotated as monothiol glutaredoxin-S6. The record is from RefSeq and is a predicted model, not a curated record. Bases 85 to 393 code for a protein of 102 amino acids. Lineage: Eukaryota; Viridiplantae; Streptophyta; Magnoliopsida; Fabales; Fabaceae. The transcript has 2 exons.